This is a messenger RNA of Aspergillus bombycis, 1032 nucleotides long. RefSeq names its product NAD-dependent epimerase/dehydratase family protein. The record is from RefSeq and is a predicted model, not a curated record. The transcript has a single exon. Lineage: Eukaryota; Fungi; Ascomycota; Eurotiomycetes; Eurotiales; Aspergillaceae. Bases 1 to 1032 code for a protein of 343 amino acids.
AUGCCGACCCCAAGCGUUCUAGUGACCGGAGCCAAUGGCUACAUCGGAAACGCCGUUUGCCGUGCCUUUGUCCGUGCUGGAUGGACAGUGUACGGGCUGGCGCGGCGUUCAGAAGCUCUCCCAGCACUCUCCGAGGAGGAGAUCAUCCCAGUUCAGGGCGCCCUCGGUGAUCUAUCUUUUCUACCACCACUCUUUGCCAAACAGAAAACGUUCAAUGCUAUCGUCUCAACCACGGAUGACGUUUACAACUUCGACUCCCAUUUUAAUGAUAUCCUCAGCCUCCUACUCGCCGUUGCCAAGUCAAGCAACGCCGCUGGAGUGCGACCGAUCGUCAUCUUCACCUCAGGCUGCAAGGAUUACGGUAUGACUGGGCGGGCGGAUUCUCCCGAUCUCGCGGCCCAUACGGAGAACUCGCCCUUGAACCCUCCUCCCGCGGUGAAAGCCCGUGCCGUGAACGCCGUCCGUGUCUUUGAUUAUAAGGACGCCUUUGACGCUGUGGUGACCCGUCCAACCACAGUCUAUGGUCGCAGCGGGAGCUACUACGGUCCGUUCUUUGAGCUGGCGCAAGAGGCAAAGGAGACCGGACAGCCAUUGACGCUCCCAUCAUACCCGACUAGUAUUGUGCAUGGCACGCAUGUUGAUGAUUGUGCGGAGGCCUAUGUUGCAAUCGCCGAGAGUGAACGUGCCCGGGUGGCGGGUCAGUGCUAUAAUAUUUCUGCGAGACGAUAUGAGGUCUUGGAGGAGAUUGCGCAAGCCUUGGUUAAGGAGUAUGGCAUUGGUGGUGAUGUGGUGUAUGCGCCACCGAGUAAGGCACCAGGAGAGGACUUUGAUAUCAUUCAGGUGUUGACAGGGUUCUCGCAAUGGGUUGGCAGUGAGAAACUGCGCCAAGAUGUUGGCUGGAAGGAUCGGAAGCUGUUGUUUUCUGAAGGUGUCAAGGCCUAUCGGGUGGCCUAUGAGGAAGCGGUUCGAUCGGGACACAGCAAUGUUCAGCGCGUCAGGGGUUAUAUCAAAGAUUUUAAGGCGUCAGCAUAA